UUUGACGGAAAAAAAAUUGUUUAACAGGUCGAUUUUUGCAGUGUUCUUGGAAAAGUUCUUAAGUUUUUGUGUGAAAGGUAAAGAAAAUCAUUAAAAAAUGGAUAACGCGUCUUAUUCGAGGAGUCUUUUGGAUCUGCCUGUAGCUGAGAUUUUGGUGGAUCACGUUGCGCCAUACCUAACAAGGGAAGAUCUUACAACCUUCCGCACUUGUUCCCGGAAAUGCAAGGAGUUGGCGGAUCAAAUGUUUGCCGGAAUCAGGAAGCUUGUGUUGCGCAGUAGCGAUAAAGGACCUAUUCCCCUGAUUCUUCAGACUUGUAGGCAGCUUCGAGAAAUUUAUUUUUAUGGAAUGACUUUGAGUAAUGAUCAAGUGCACCAAUUGAUGAGCAAUAAUCGUCUUUUGGAAUCUGUUGCUAUAGAUUGGUGCGAGCGAAUAACUUCUCGAGGACUUGUUCCACUAGUUGCUUGCAAAAAGAUCAAAAAUUUGGUACUCAUUCGUAUGAAUAUUCACGAUGAGUUCUUGAUUGAGUUCGCUAACAACAACAAAAAGCUGAAAUCUGUGAGUUUUUGCGAAUGCUAUAACUUCUCUGUGGAAGCACUUCAGCACUUCUUUCGCAAUGAGCCGGAAUUGGAGGUGAUUAACUUGACUUACAGUAAUAUUGAUAUCUCACCGGUUUUGACAACGAUCUCCCAAACUUGCUUCAAUCUGAAGGUUAUCGAUUUCCGAGGCUCAAUUAUUCGAGAUAGGAAUGUCCUCAAGAAUUUCACUAAAAAUCAACACAGGGUACAACUCUACAUUAAAUAUUACGAUACUGACAGCGAAAUGUUGGAAGAAGACCGUGGGAUUUCUUGCAGCUACGCAAGAACUCUCACGGAGUUCAAUGUAUUACUCAUUCCCCCACUUCCCCCAUUGAUCUGAGAUUGAGAUUUCUGGAUUUGAUUCUCCUGGAAAAUCCACAAUAAUUUAGAUUUAUUUUUUACUAAAACAAAUGCCAAUGAAAUAUUAUAAAAGAACAAUAAAUAAAUGCAAUAAAUGAA
This is a messenger RNA of Lutzomyia longipalpis, 1035 nucleotides long. RefSeq lists its product as uncharacterized. The record is from RefSeq and is a predicted model, not a curated record. Bases 98 to 916 code for a protein of 272 amino acids. The transcript has 2 exons. NCBI's taxonomy places the organism in Eukaryota, Metazoa, Arthropoda, Insecta, Diptera, Psychodidae.